This is a messenger RNA of Pseudophryne corroboree (corroboree frog), 5973 nucleotides long. It is a transcript of the gene INSR, whose product is annotated as insulin receptor. The transcript is spliced from 21 exons. The record is from RefSeq and is a predicted model, not a curated record. Lineage: Eukaryota; Metazoa; Chordata; Amphibia; Anura; Myobatrachidae. Gene Ontology annotation, biological process: positive regulation of MAPK cascade; cell surface receptor protein tyrosine kinase signaling pathway; positive regulation of kinase activity. The coding region runs from base 1149 to 5243 and encodes 1364 amino acids. Gene Ontology annotation, molecular function: insulin receptor substrate binding; phosphatidylinositol 3-kinase binding; ATP binding. Gene Ontology annotation, cellular component: axon; insulin receptor complex; plasma membrane.
UAUAUUCACUGCGUGUUUGGUCGCCUGCGUGUGAUAGCCCGUAUUGCGGUGAGACUGGCUGUGGUUUCACCCUCCCCCGGUUCCCUGUAUAUGUCCCCUACAGAGAGGAAUGAGCUGACUUAAACGACCCCGCUGUGUCCCCUAUCACUAUGGCCCUGAUCAUCCGUGUUACAGCACCCCCGUGCAGGGAGGACGCAUGUGGGAUACUUGUAUAAACAACACCCCCGGCUGGCAGGAUUUCCUGGUGACAGGAUCCAUUCCGGCGACUCUCCUGCGCUCCGGGCCAGGUGUUGCGCGGGCCCGUCCCUCCUCUGCCAGCUGACUCGCAGCCCUUGUUUACUGGUUGGAUAUUGGUGGGACAGGAGAAGGGGGGGAGAGGCCGCCAGAGGAGCUGCUAACGUACGUGCACGGGAGACACAGGCGGAUCGUGCAGAUUUAUUUGUAUACACAGCUCCCGGUUACGGCACUGUCUGUCCCGGCUGCCAGGCGGGGGGAGCACCGGGAGGAGACCCUGCUGCGCCCCGGCCCAUCUCUUCUCGGGUGAAGACCUGUUUAGCCGAUCGCCCCCAGCCUGUCACUGUCACCCGCACUGGGCCCCAUGUACUGAGGGCCAGGGAGCUGUCUGGCCGCGGCUGUGCUGUGUGUGCGCCCCGGAGUGACCCGAGCUGGAGCCUGCACUCACCCCCUGCCGCCGCCGGGCUGGAUAACACGCCGCAAUAGGAGGAUACCGAAUAGCUGCUGCGCCCUGCCCCGGCCAGCUCUCUCACCGGGCACAGCCUGCAUGCCCGCCCGCACGGAUUACUCUGAAGAAGUCGAGAUUUCAGCUUCCCGGGCAAGAGCCGACGCACUACAGUAACCAGCGGGCUAUCCCCAGCGCUCACACACAGGGACCAGGAGGCGGCUGCUAUAGAGGCGCCUGUGCCAGUCCCGGCUCCCCCUGUGCUGCCCGUUUCCCUCUCCCCCUGGAGGCACCAUGCUGCCGCGGUACCUGAGCCGCAGGAACCCCAUCGUAAAGUGAGAAGAGCAGCAGCCACUGACUGGCAGGAGGGGACACUGCUCUCACCGGGGAGCAGCUGCUGCCAGCCCCUGCCGGGAGACCGCCCUGUGCCGCGCACACCCACCCAGCCGCCCCGGGGAGCAAGCAGGGCAUGGGACAGGGUGUCAUGGGGGGUGUGGGGCACCCCGAUAAUAACCCCGCUCCCAAACCAAGCUGGACCGUCCUGCUCUCCAUCUGUGCCGUCAUGAUGCUGAUCCUCUGCGGCCAAAGCAACGGGAAAAUUUGCUCCAGUAUGGAUAUCCGGAAUAACCUGACCAAGUUUUAUGAUCUGGAGGACUGCACUGUUAUUGAAGGUCACCUACAAAUUUUACUCAUGUUUAGCACCAAACCGGAAAACUUCCGAACCUUGAGUUUUCCCAAGCUUACUAUGAUAACGGACUACCUCCUUCUCUUUCGAGUUUAUGGCCUGGAAAGUCUCAAAGACCUUUUUCCAAACCUCACAGUCAUCCGUGGUACUCGACUCUUUUUCAACUAUGCCCUUGUAAUUUUUGAGAUGGUUCAUCUAAGGGAAAUUGGUCUACACCGCCUUAUGCACAUAAGUAGGGGCUCUGUCAGGAUUGAAAAGAACAAUGAACUAUGUUACCUUUCUACUAUUGAUUGGUCCAAAAUCCUUGACUCCGUAGAAGACAACUACAUCCGCCUCAACAAAGAUGAUAAGGAGGAAUGUGGCGACGUCUGCCCUGGUGCUAUAAAGGGAAAGAACAAUUGCCCAUCAACUGUAAUUAAUUCCGUGUUUGGUGCACGCUGCUGGACUCAGGAUCAUUGUCAGAAAAUUUGCCCUGCGUCAUGUAAGCACCAUGGCUGUACAUCCGAUGAGCUAUGCUGCCACAGUGAGUGUCUUGGGAGCUGCUUGGAGCCUAACAACCCAUUUAAGUGUGUAGCAUGCCGCAACUUCCUACACCAGGGAAAGUGCGUAGAGUCUUGCCCACCAGGUUCUUACAGUUUGAAGGGAUGGCGCUGCAUCACCUUCAAUGAAUGCCAGGAUCUUCACAAUAAGUGUCAAAAUUCACAGGAUAGCUCCUGCCUUCCAUAUGUCAUUCACAAGGGUGAGUGCAUACCGCAGUGCCCCUCUGGAUAUACCACCAACUCCACCUCGCUGACCUGUGUACCAUGCGCAGGACCUUGCCCGAAAGUCUGUACAGUUCAUGGUAAGGAAAAGGUUAUAGAUUCUGUCACAUCUGCCCAAGAGCUCAGAGGUUGCACAGUGAUCAGUGGAAAUUUGGCUAUCAACAUUCGUGGAGGCAAUAACAUCGCCGCAGAGCUAGAAGCAAAUCUUGGUCUUAUAGAGGAGAUUACCGGAUACCUAAAGAUCAGGCGAUCCUAUGCUUUAGUCUCUUUGUCCUUCUUCCGGAAGCUACGUCUAAUUAGGGGAGAUACCCUAGAGACGGGUGAUUACUCCUUCUAUGCUCUGGAUAAUACCAACCUGAGGCAACUAUGGGACUGGCAUAAGCACAAUUUAACAAUCCUAAAAGGAAAGCUUUUUUUUCAUUACAACCCGCGACUUUGUCUAAAAGAAAUUCGGGACAUGGCAAACAUCACUGGAGCAGAAGGCCGGCAGGACAAAAAUGAUAUUGCGACCAAGACUAAUGGGGACCAGGCAUCCUGUGAGAAUGAUGUGCUGCACUUUAAUUUUAUAAAGACAUCCUAUGAUAAGGUGGUAAUUAAAUGGGACCCAUACUGGCCACCUGACUACAGAGACUUGUUGGGGUUUAUGUUUCAUUAUAAGGAAGCACCCUACCAAAAUGUGACAGAGUUUGAUGGUCAAGACGCCUGUGGUUCCAAUAGUUGGACAGUGGUGGAUGUGGAUCCCCCAGCACGGACUACAGAUGGCAAGACAGCCAGUCCUCCAGGGUAUCUUUUGCGUAACUUGAAGCCCUGGACACAGUAUGCAGUAUUUGUGAAGACCUUAGUGUCUUCUUCAGAUGAAAGAGGAAGAACGUAUGGAGCAAAGAGUGAUAUCAUCUAUAUCAGGACAAAUGAAACCACACCCUCUGUUCCGCUUGUUUCAAUAACAAUGUCCAACACAUCAUCUCAGAUCUUUCUUAAAUGGAAACCACCAUCUGAGCCCAAUGGAAAUGUCACACACUACCUGGUGUAUUGGCAAGAGCAGCCAGAAGAUAGUGAGCUGCUGGAAUUGGAUUACUGUAUGAAGGGGAUAAAGUUGCCUUCCAGGACUUGGACACCUCCUCAGGAUACAGAAGAUUCUGCUAAACCUAAUGGAACAGACACAGAGGAUACAAACGCAGCCUGCUGUUCAUGUCCUAAGAGUGAGGCGCAAAUUAUGAAUGAGCACAUUGAACUGGCAUUCCGGAAAACUUUUGAGGAUUAUUUGCACAAUGUGGUCUUUAUUCCAAGACCUUCUAGAAAACGUCGUGAUACCUUUGGCGUAGCAAAUGGUACUUUGCCGGAUCAAGUGACCUUCCCUCCGCUAUCCAAUUCUACCUCAACAGCAGCACCUGAUGAUCAAGAGCCAAAGAAGUUCUCUCAAAAGGUUUGGUUCAAGGAGUCGUUUCUCAUUUCCAACCUGAAGCAUUUCACUGCCUACCGGAUUGAAAUCCAUGCCUGCAACCAGGACCCUUCAUUGGGCUGCAGUGUAGCUGCUUAUGUCAGCGCCAGAACCAUGCCAGAAGUGAAAGCUGAUAAUAUUGAGGAGCCUGUAACCUAUGAGACUGUAGAGCAAAACAUUCACGUCAUGUGGAAGGAGCCUAAAGACCCUAAUGGCCUAACCAUUUUGUAUGAAGUACAAUAUACCCGGCUUGGAGACACUCAGGAGGAAAACGUCUGUGUCUCGCAGAAACAGUACACCAUGGAUAAAGGAGCAAAGCUACGCUCACUACGUCCAGGAAACUACAGUGUGAGAGUACGGGCCACAUCGUUGGCUGGAAAUGGUUCUUGGACGCAGACCUCUUAUUUUUAUGUGCAAGAACAAACCCCUCCAAUUAGCAUUUUGAAGAUUAUCAUUGGUCCCAUCAUCGUACUUAUUGUUUUCGUGGUCAUCCUGAUUGCCUGCAUGGUCCAGAAAAAGAAAGAUGCAGAAGGGCCUACAGGUCCAUUGUAUGCGUCACCUAAUCCUGAAUACCUAAGCGCUAGUGAAGUGUACAUUCCGGACGAGUGGGAAGUACCACGAGAUAAGAUUGCAUUACUGCGAGAGCUGGGACAGGGUUCUUUUGGUAUGGUGUAUGAGGGGAUUGCCAAGGACAUUAUAAAAGGAGAGGCUGAGGUGCGCGUGGCUGUGAAAACCGUGAACGAGUCAGCAAGUCUUCGAGAGAGAAUUGAGUUCCUGAAUGAAGCCUCCGUCAUGAAGGCAUUCAACUGCCACCAUGUGGUUCGUCUGAUAGGUGUUGUCUCUAAAGGUCAACCUUCACUGGUCAUAAUGGAACUAAUGGGGCAUGGAGAUCUUAAAAGUUACUUGCGCUCACUGCGCCCUGAUGCAGAGAAUAACCCAGGCCGGGGAGGUCCCACCAUUCAGGAAAUGAUUCAGAUGUCUGCAGAGAUCUCUGAUGGCAUGGCUUAUCUCAAUGCCAAGAAGUUUGUACACCGUGAUUUGGCUGCCCGAAACUGUAUGGUGGCAGAGGACUUUACAGUGAAAAUUGGAGAUUUUGGGAUGACUCGUGAUAUCUAUGAGACAGAUUAUUACCGGAAGGGAGGGAAGGGGCUGUUACCUGUGAGGUGGAUGUCCCCUGAAUCUCUGAAAGAUGGAGUCUUCACCACAUUUUCGGACGUCUGGUCCUUUGGCGUAGUGCUUUGGGAAAUAACAAGUUUGGCUGAACAACCCUAUCAAGGGUUAUCGAAUGAGCAAGUACUCAAGUUUGUUAUGGACGGUGGUUCCCUUGAACAGCCAGACAACUGUCAUCAUAGACUUCACAGUAUGAUGCAGAUGUGCUGGCAAUAUAAUCCCAAGAUGCGGCCUACUUUCUUGGAGAUCAUCGAUAUGCUAAAGGAUGACAUCCAUCCAAGUUUCCAUGAGUUGUCUUUCUAUUACAGUGAUGAAAACAAACCACCUGAGACAGAUGAUCUGGAGAUAGAUUUUGAAAACAUGGAAAGCACCCCUCUCGACCCAUCUUCUAGCUCCCUUCGGGAGGACGGACGAGGAAACCUCUAUGAGGAACACAUACCCUACACUCACAUGAACGGGAGUAGGAAAAACGGACGCAUUCUAUCUCUGCCGCGUUCCAGCCCAUCCUAACACACAAAGCCCACCCCUCUGAAACUACAACUAUCCUCCGUCAAAUCUCAGGACAGAACUUUACCCAUGGCUAGAACAUCAAACCGCCAACACCCUCUUCAGGUUUUGAAUGUUUCAUUGUCCCAUCGGGUUCUUGACUUUAUAGUCUUGUGUUUGUUUUUUUGUUUUGUUUUCUUUGGUUGUUUUAUUUUUGACAGGCUGACUAUAGGCGAAACUGUGAACAUACAUAGCAAGGGAGGAAACUCCAUUCUACUCACCUACACUUUAUUGCCUAUUUAUUUCCAGUGGCUUUUUACUAGCAAGGUAAAGGUGUGCAAUGCUUACAGGAGUAUGAGGAGCAAAUACAUCUGGAUUACUUUAAAGCACACACAACAAAACUUAAUAAAACUGUUGCUCUUGAAGAAGGCAAAAUGCAAAGCUAUACCUUUUUAUAUGUGUAAGGGAUCAAGGUUCAAUGUAGACCUUGAUGUUUGUGGAGCUGUCCAGGUUGAGAGCAUUGGGAGCUUUUCUAUAAAAUGAUUUGGGAAAACGACUUGCAGAAAUGAAGAAAUUCUGUAAAAAGACCAGCAAGGAGUACCUCACGUGGACUGUUUGAUAAGGUGAAGUACAUGUGCCCCUGACAUGUUGCCCCACAUUCUAAUCAUUGUCAUGAACUGCUGAGUUUUCCCACAAGAAACAUAACACUUGUUGAACUUUCAACUUGAUGCAUAAACUGUGCUCUUUAAUCAUA